AUGGAUCGGUGGCUAAACCAAAAAGGGGUUAAAAGAAAAGAACAAGCGUCCACUGAAAGCAGCAAAACUACAACACCACAAAGGCCUACUGAAGCCGGGAUCGAUGACACCGAGUCACGGCCACUGGCCACCACACUCCCGCCGACCAUGGAGCGAAAACCAUGUGAGAAAGUUAAGCGAAAAUAUAACAAUGAGUACAUAAAGUUUGGAUUUUCCUGGACUGGGGAUCUUGAGGAUGCUAGACCUCACUGUGUUUUGUGUUAUGAAAUAUUGGCUAAUGAAGCAAUGAAACCAUCCAAACUCAAGCGUCACUUCGAGUCUAAGCACAAAGAUUGUACAGAUAAACCAGUGUCAUUUUUUGAGAGAAAACGUGAUGAGCUUGAGCGACACAUGAGUAAAAACACUUCACAGUUUUUUAUGCCCGGUGAAAAUGCAAAGGCUACGGAGGCAUCAUACAAAGUGUCUCUACUCAUUGCAAAAACGGGAAAACCCCAUUCAAUUGGAGAGACUCUAGUUAAGCCUGCUGCCGAAGUUAUGGCAAACGUAAUGCUAGGGAAGAAAGCUAGUGAUGACAUGCACAAAGUACCUCUGUCCAAUGACACUGUCCAGCGACGCAUAACUUCAAUGUCCGAAAAUAUCCAAGAGCAGCUGAUCACACGAUUACACCAGAGUCCCUUCUUUUCUCUUCAAUUGGACGAGUCCACGGACAUUGGUAACGAAGCAAAUCUUCUGUGUUUUGUCAGAUACAUCCAUGCGCGCUCAGUUCAUAAGGAUUUUCUCUUCUGUAAAUCCCUUCCAACGAACACCACAGGAGAAGCGAUCUUUGAUGCACUAAAUGACUUCAUUGUGCAUAAUAAAAUUGACUGGAAAUGUUGUGUUGGAGUUUGCACUGAUGGUGCAACUGCGAUGACAGCCAAACACAAGGGCCUGGUAACGCGUGUGCGUAAUGUUGCUCCAUCCGCUGUGUCAACUCAUUGCUGCAUUCAUAGAGAACAGCUCGCGGUGAAAAAGAUGCCAAGUUGCCUUAAAACUGUUUUGGACGAGGCAGUUAAAAUUGUCAACUUAAUCAAAGGCAAGACCCUCAACUCGCGUCUUUUUAAAGUCCUGUGUGAGGAAAUGGGGAGUGAGCACACAAAACUUCUGUUCCACACUGAAGUGCGCUGGUUGUCCCGUGGCAAGGUCCUGUGUCGUCUCUUUGAACUGCGCGAUGAAGUAAAAUUAUUUCUGCACCAAGCUGAUGAAUUGUAUGAUCGAAUUCAUGACUUUAUGUGGCUUUCAAAACUAGCCUAUCUUGCAGAUAUUUUCAGCACGCUCAAUACGCUCAACUUAGCACUGCAAGGAAACGCGGUCACAGUCUUUAAUGUACAGGACAAAAUUAAAGGGGCGCGCACCAAAUUAAAGCUCUGGUGCGCGCAUAUCGAUCGCCGUGAAUUUGACUGUUUCCCCACUCUAGCGGACUUUCUUCUCGAAACUAAAGAGACUCUGGAUGACGACACCAUCACAGCCAUAAAGGAACAUCUACAAGGCAUUCACAUGCAGCUGGAAAAAUAUUUUCCAGAGCUAGAUGUGGACUUUGAGUGGAUCAGAAAUCCAUUUGGUGACAUCAUUGAGCAAUGUACCAAGCUCUCAAUACAAGAAGGCAAUAGUCUUGCGGACAUUGCAUCAGAUGGAGGUCUCAAAAUGUCAUUCAAACAACAGCCCUUAACAGACUUCUGGGCUCAGCUCCUUCCUGAACAUCCAAAGCUUGCAGAAUCUGCCCUCAAAGUGCUUAUGCCCUUCCCAACUACAUACAACUGUGAGGUUGGGUUUUCCACACUGGUUGGUUUGAAAACAAAACAGCGCAACAGACUAAACGUGGAGCCUAGUAUGAGACUGAAACUCUCCUCUUUGGAGCCAGACAUUCAGAAACUGAUGUGUGAUAAGCAGCACCACUCGUCUCAUUAA
Misgurnus anguillicaudatus (oriental weatherfish) is the source of this 1944-nucleotide messenger RNA. RefSeq names its product zinc finger BED domain-containing protein 5-like. The record is from RefSeq and is a predicted model, not a curated record. Lineage: Eukaryota; Metazoa; Chordata; Actinopteri; Cypriniformes; Cobitidae.